CAUUCUGUUGCUUGUGCAUGCAAAAUCGCUCACAAUCUAAAUUCAAAAAAAAAUGCAGAUAUCAUCAAUCCUUCUUCCUUUUUCCGUCCUUCUCCUCUUCCUUUCGCUUCCAUCUCCAUCUCUUGCCGCCGAUAAGAAGUGCAAUUACCACGACCGAGACGCCCUUUUAGAGAUCAAACAAGGGCUCAACAACCCGGAUAACUUGGCCGAUUGGGUUCCGACAACCGAUUGUUGCUCGUGGUUUGGCGUCCAAUGCGACCUUGGCCGCGUCAUUACUCUCACAAUAUUCAACCGUGAAGUCUCCGGCCAAAUCUCGCCGGCUAUUGGCAACCUCCGGUUUCUCCAAGCUCUAGACAUAAGUGACCUCACAAAUCUCACCGGAACAAUCCCUUCCACUAUUACCCGCCUUAAUCGUCUCAUUAUCCUCGACCUUUCCGGUAACAAAUUUUCCGGCCCAAUUCCAUCAUUUCUCGGAAACGUCAAGAGCUUAAGAGUAUUAGACUUAUCAAACAAUCUCUUCAGCGGUUCGAUUCCCAGUUCUCUCUCCAAACUUCCAAACAUCGUCCAACUACACUUGGAAAACAACCGCCUCACCGGACCCAUCCCGGAAUCCUUCGGACACUUUGUCGGAGAAACUCCUAAUCUUUACCUGUCCAACAACUUUCUCAGCGGCCCGCUUCCCAAGUCCUUAGGCUACGUAAACUUCUCCACUGAAAUUGAUCUGUCGUUCAACAACCUCACCGGUGAUCCGACACUGUUGUUCGGGAAAAACAAGACGGUUAACCAAGUUCAGCUGAACUCCAACUUGUUCCAGUUCGAUCUUUCCAACGUGGUAUUUCCGGACAGUUUGACGAGUUUGAUACUUGAUCAUAACAAAAUCUACGGAAGCCUUCCAGAAGGGUUGACUCAAUUGAACUUGCAGCAGUUUGAUGUGAGUUAUAACAAACUUUGUGGGCAAAUUCCUCAAGGCGGCAAGCUUCAGAGCUUCGAAUCCUCGGCCUAUAGUCACAAUAAAUGCUUGUGUGGUGCUCCCCUCCCUGCCUGCAGCUAGGAGUAUGCUUAAUAGUCUAUCUGUCUCGAAAUUACAGUCCAAUUUUCUUUAUAAUUCAAAUUAUACUAAUAAUAAUUAAAAAUUCAAAUAUGACAAUCAUUUUGAGCACAUAAAAUAAUAUAUUUGAACGUGUGUAUGGAGCAUUUUAUGCGUUAAGUAGUCAAAUAAGUGUAACACCACAUCAGUAUAAUUACAAAUGUUACUUUUCCAUUUGUGUAUUUGAAAUCGAUAUUUCUGCAAAAUGUUUUUGAUUUCUGAUUGAGGAAUUCAAGCUUGUACG
Messenger RNA from Oldenlandia corymbosa var. corymbosa, 1331 nucleotides. The record is from the annotation of a GenBank genome assembly. Lineage: Eukaryota; Viridiplantae; Streptophyta; Magnoliopsida; Gentianales; Rubiaceae.